ACAAUUGUCCUAGAACAUAAUGUGUCCAGGUGACAGCGGUCAUCUGGAUCUCAAAAUUGUUAAUUGGGCACCAAGCGAUAGGAGAGCGAUAGGAGUGCGAGAGGAGAGAGAGAGCGUGAGAACGGUGUCGUGAUCGUCGCAGGGUCAGAUUAGUCGAGAUAGCGCAGGCCUAGUGAUCGGACCCGUUUUUGAGUUUGAAUAAAGUGACAAACUACAAAACCGCCGAACUAUUAUUUUUGAACGGAACAAUUCUCAAAAACGGCCAAGUAUAGUGCGCUAAAGACGCGGAAAACAGGACAUAGAGACUAUACAAUCCGUGUGCGUUGUGUGCUUAGGACAGAGCGUGGCGUUUUUACCAGCACGUCGGUAAAAUAUAGUGCGUCGUCGUGUGCGUUGUGUAGAUAGUGCAUAGCGUUAACCAGUGCGUCGGACAACUGUACAGAGUGUCGUCGUGUGCGUCGCGUAGUUCAGAGAAGUGCACAGCGUUUUACGAGCACGAAGGGAAUGUAUAGUGUGUCCGUGUGUGCGUUUGUGUAGCUUAAGGAAGUGCACAUCGUUUAACGAGAACGCUAAGGAGCAGUACAUCGGGUCGUCGUGUGCGUUGCACGGUUUGAAAAAGUGCACAACGCUUACCAGGUCGUCGUGAAAAGUACAGAGUGUUCCGCGUUGCGUUCGUGUAUUCUAGGAAGAAACACGUGCAAGCGUGUACAUUCGUGUAUCGUGGUUGUGUGCGCUCGCAGCGUGAAGGUGUACAGCGUUUACCGGUACGCCGGACAAAGCGUAUUGUGCCGAGUGUGAGUUCGUGCCUUUCUAGGAAGAAUCGUGUUUGAACAGGAAUCGGAGUGGCGUGCGCUGCGCAGCUUGAAAGUGUACAACGUUUACCGAUGAAAGCAUUGUGUGUCGUUUUGUGUGGACAUUGUUAGUUCGUGCGCAUCGUCAGGUAUUUCGGCAGAAAACGUUUGUGUCCGUUUAGUUUAAACAAUGCCGAGAGUACGGAGAUCUACAGCGAAGGUGCAGGAAGCUGAUGCUCAGAAGAUGGAUGAAGUUGCUGUUAACGUUUCGCAAGAACUCGUUGAUGAGAACAAUGAUGGUAACGUUACGAUUUUAGAGCAACUGAUCGUAGCUGAGAAAUCCAAGCACGCUACCGAAAUGGCAUUGCGAAAGGAGCUGAUUGAACUGAAAAAACAACAUCAAAUGGAACUACGGGAAUUGCAGGAAUCUUUGGAUUCCAUCACGGAAGAGAAACCGAAGGUUUCACGUCGCAUAACAAAAGAUCAAGCAGCGGCCAGGAAAACUAUUUCUUUGGCACUUCCCAAGUUCUGUGGAGAACCAGAUGUGUGGCCGUUUUUCAUCAGCAGCUUCAAAACAACAACGGAAGAGUGUGGGUUGAACAAUAUCGAGAAUAUGAAGCGUUUGAUGGAUAGUCUGGGUGGAGAAGCAUUGGAGGCUGUGAAAGGCAGACUCAUCUUCCCUGAUGCGGUGCCGGGAGUGAUCAAGGAGCUGGAAAGUCGGUUUGGAAGACCAAGAAAGUUGCUAGAAAACCUGCUACGUAAAGUCCGCGAAACGCCUUCGCCUACAGACAAUCAUUUGGAGAGUUUUAUUACGUUUGGGUUUAAAGUGAAGCAGUUGUGUGACCAUCUGGUAGCAAGCAACAUGACAGACCACCAAAAUAAUCCAUUCCUGGUAGAAGAGCUUAUUGACAAGCUUCCUCCGAGAUGCAAGGUGGAGUGGGUUCGUUUCAAACGUGACAAAGAGGGAAGUGUUAUGGCAAUUUUCGGAGAAUACAUUCAGACAGUGAUCGACGAAGUUUCUGAAGUGACUGAUUGUACACCGGUGAGCAGUCAGAAAGCAGGGAAGUACGAAGCUCUGAAACAACGCUCCAGACCAGUGAAAUCGAAUGCAGUCCAAAUGCGCAACAACGUGCAUGAUUUGGAAAAUAGUGGAGUCAACCAGCUCAAGAUGACCUGUUGGGUGUGCAGCAACACAGGGCAUAGCCUCAAGGAGUGUGACCAGUUUAAGGAGAUGACGCUAGUCGAUCGUUUCAAAACAUUGGAGAAGCUCAAAAUAUGUAAGUUGUGUUUGUCCCGUUCCUGCCGCGGUAAAUGUAAAAUUGCUUACAAAUGUCGGGUAGAAGGGUGUAACAGUAGACAUCAUACAUUAAUGCACUGUGCAGAGGAAGUUCUCCAAGUUCACUCAGAAACAGCUAGCCCUGGAACUGUCAUCUAUCGCACGAUGCCGAUUACACUAUAUGCGGAACGAAGCAGUGUCGAUGUCAUCGCCCUUAUCGACGAAGGGUCGUCGGGAACUUUGCUGGAAGCCGGAGUCGCCAAACGACUGAAUGUUACUGGACCAACGGAACCGCUGGUUAUCUCGUGGACGAACAGCAUCAAGCGUGAAGAACAUGAUUCAAAGAGAUUUUCGUUGAAAACUUCAGCCCAGGGUUCGUCAGAAAGGUGGAAUCUACUGAACGUUAGAACUGUAUCAGAGCUGUUACUGCCUAAGCCAAAAAAGUCAGUAGCUGAAGUAAUCAAGAAAUAUAAACAUCUUUCAGACGUUCCAGUGCUAGACCACCCUAAUGAAGCGCCAUCUAUGAUUAUUGGUCUGGAUAACAUAGAUUUGUUUGCAGCUUUGGAAACUCGAAUCGGCAACCGCGGAGAACCGAUAGCUGUAAGGUCCAAGCUAGGAUGGACGGUGUACGGUGUCGAUGGAUAUCGUAAGGUGUAUAACGUUCCCGUAAAUAUGCACCAGAUCCAGUCUUUGGACAACAGACAGCUGCACGACAUGAUGAAACAACAAUACCAGCUGGAAGAGCUUCGCAGCGAUAACUACAACCCGCCAAUAGCGAACGAAGAACAACGAGCUAGAGAUAUCCUAGAGAAAACCACGUGUCGAGUAGGAGAUCGGUUUCAAACGGGACUGUUGUGGCGUGAUGAUGUUCGAGAACUUCCCGAAAGCUACCCCAUGGCGGAGAAGAGAAUGCUACAACUGUCCAGAAAGCUCAGUAAGAAACCGGAUCUGAACACUGCGGUAUGUCGGAUGAUACAAGAGUAUCAAGACAAAGGAUAUGCUCACGAGCUAGCGGAGUCGGAGUUAGUCGAAGGCGCCUAUGAACCGGUAUGGUAUUUACCAUUGAACGUGGUACAACAUGCAAAGAAGCCAGACAAGAUAAGACUUGUUUGGGAUGCUGCAGCAUCAGUAGAUGGAGUAUCUUUAAACUCUCUACUGCUUAAAGGACCGGACAUGUUGGUCCCGCUUCCGAAGAUCAUCUGUAAAUUCCGUGAGAAACCCAUCGCGUUUGGAGGGGACAUCAAGGAGAUGUUCCAUCAGCUACGGAUUUGUGAGAAAGACAAACAUGCUCAGCGAUUUCUAUUUGGAACAAAGCCCUGCGGAGCACCUCGUGUGUACGUGAUGGACGUUGCGACCUUUGGUGCUACCUGCUCGCCCUGCUCAGCACAGUACGUGAAGAACCUGAAUGCUCGGGAGUUCGCCGAACAGUUUCCCGGAGCAGCGUCAGCAAUCAUCGGGAAUCAUUACGUGGAUGAUUAUUACGACAGUGCAGACAGCGUUGGCGAAGCGGUUGAGUUGGCGAAGGAUGUGAGAUACCACGAUGUUAUUUCGGAGACUCAAGAUCCCAAGACGUAUCAGACAUCCAGCUUCAUGUCUUCACAGAUGCCAGCGAGACGGCCUUUGGAUGCGUGGCUUACCUAAGAGCAAUCGUGCAUGGCAAAGUAUGCUGUACGUUGGUGAUGAGUCGGUCGAAGGUUGCACCCCUUAAACCAUUGUCAGUACCGCGUUUGGAGCUUCAAGCGGCGGUGCUGGGUGUUCGACUGGCGAAAACCGUUAUCGAGU
This is a messenger RNA of Anopheles stephensi (Asian malaria mosquito), 3849 nucleotides long. RefSeq lists its product as uncharacterized. Lineage: Eukaryota; Metazoa; Arthropoda; Insecta; Diptera; Culicidae. The record is from RefSeq and is a predicted model, not a curated record. The transcript has 2 exons. The coding region runs from base 982 to 3708 and encodes 908 amino acids.